CUCCUAGACCAGACCAUUAUCAACAUCCUCGAGUAAGGACGUGUUACGAUAACAGUAUUUACGAUGUAUCUAGCAAUAUCUAAAUUGAUACUUGUUAUUAUCCUGAGUGAAGUGCAAAGUGCGCCAAGGAAAAAGUCCUAUACCGAGUUAAUGUCGUGUGACAUUGGCAAUUUAGCUGACGAAAUAGCAUCUUAUGAUACUGCGGUUCGGGAUAUUAUGGAUUAUGUCAUCUCCGGCCCAUUCAAAGGGAAGACAUAUCACGAAUUGGCUAAAUUUGUGGACAAGUUUGGUGCCCGUAUAUCGGGGUCCCAAGUGCUCGAAGACUCCAUAGAUUAUAUGAUAGAGUUGACUAAGGAAGAGGAGCUUAAUGACAUUAUCACCGAGGAGCUUGAGGUUCCACACUGGGUGAGGGAACAAGAAAAAAUUACUAUGUUGGAACCACGAUCAAAACUUAUUGCAUUGUUGGGCCUCGGGAAAAGCGUUAGUACUCCGCCGGAGGGAAUUACCGCAGAAGUAAUAGUACUUUCUAGUUUUGAAAAACUGGAUGAAACCCCUGUUAAAGACAUAGAAGGUAAAAUAGUAUUAUAUGACCCAGUAUUCACAACGUACGGCGAAACUGCUGUAUACAGAUCUCAAGGUGCUGCUAAAGCGGCUGCAAAAGGCGCAGUUGCAUCUUUAGUCAGAUCAAUAGCACCGUUUUCAAUCUAUACGCCACACACCGGCUCACAAAAUUACGCUGAAAACGUUACAAAAAUACCUACAGCAGCAAUUACGUUGGAAGACGCUGAUUUAAUCCGAAGAUUCCACGAUAGAGGCGAAAAAGUUGUUUUAAAUAUUAAAAUGACCAGUUCAUAUGAAAUGAAAAUUUCCAGAAAUACCCUUAUAGAUUUGAAAGGCAAGGAUAAUCCAGAAAAAUUAGUAAUAGUUUCUGGUCAUAUAGAUAGCUGGGAUGUUGGUCAAGGUGCUAUGGACGAUGGCGGUGGCUUAUUUGUGAGCUGGGCUGCUCCUGUUAUUCUAAAAAGAUUGAAUUUGAGACCAAAAAGAACAGUAAGAACUAUUUUCUGGACGGCUGAAGAGUUUGGAUUAAUAGGAGCUUAUGCAUAUGAAGAGAAACACCGAAAUGAGAGUCACAAUAUCAACUUUAUUAUGGAAUCUGAUGAAGGAACAUUUGCACCACUAGGAUUGUCCGUUGCUGGGACACAAGAAGCUCGUUGUAUUAUUGGUGAAAUAUUAAAAUUAUUCGAGUCUAUCAACGCUUCCACUCUAGUUGAAUCUGAUACGCCAGGGUCUGAUAUUCAAGUACUAAUAAAAACUGGAGUGCCAGGAGCUAGUUUACAUAACGCAAAUGAAAAAUACUUCUGGUUUCACCAUACGGAAGGAGAUACUAUGAAUGUAGAGGACCCCGAGGAACUAGAUAUGUGCACAGCUUUCUGGACGGCACUCGCGUACAUCAUAGCUGAUAUUUCUGUCGAUAUACCUCGAUAAAGCUUUAAUAUUUUCUAUAUUAUUACUGCGUUGUUUAAUGGUUUAAUUGAUGAUCAAAGUAAUAUAAAAAAAUAAAUUUUGC
Molecule: messenger RNA, 1567 nt
Organism: Colias croceus (clouded yellow)
Lineage: Eukaryota; Metazoa; Arthropoda; Insecta; Lepidoptera; Pieridae
Product: carboxypeptidase Q-like
Exons: 3
Coding region: 64-1485 (473 amino acids)
Biological process (GO): proteolysis; peptide catabolic process
Molecular function (GO): metallodipeptidase activity
Source: RefSeq, a predicted model, not a curated record